This is a messenger RNA of Phalacrocorax carbo (great cormorant), 2878 nucleotides long. The record is from RefSeq and is a predicted model, not a curated record. Lineage: Eukaryota; Metazoa; Chordata; Aves; Suliformes; Phalacrocoracidae.
GCCUGGGGCGGGCUCCCCUCAGCCCGGGGUCAGGGCGGCUGCUCUCUUCCCGCCCCGUGAGAUGCGUUCGCAGAGUGCCAGCGACAUCCUCCGGCCGGGAGAGUAACUCCUCGCUCCCGGCCUGAACCCUGCGUUACAUAGGAAACGCUGAAGGCAGCUUCUUGCUCUCCAGAAGCCGGCUUGCUCAGCUGCACGCUUCGCAACGCCGCCGCAGCCCUUCGUUCUGGAAAGAAUUCAUUCUGCGGGCUUCCAUUUCUGCAGGGGAAAGGCCAAGUACGUGUCAAUGGAGUCUCAGUAUCUGAAGAGAUGCCUGGGAAGUUGCUUGAAAAAGGGGCUGGCGGAGGUUGUAGAGCAUCGUCCGGCAGAUCCGAUAGAGUAUCUGGCACACUGGAUUUACAAUUACAGAAGAAUCUUAGAUGAAGAAAAAAAGAGAAUGUUGGAGAGGACUGAGCUGGAACAAGAGCGGGAGGCAGCCCUGGUAGAACUUGAAAUGUUAAAAAAAAUGAAGGAAGAAGAGCUAAUGAUCCAGCGGAAACUUGAAGAACAACGUCAGGGUCAGCUGCAACAAGAACAUGAGGAGUUGGAACCACAGAAUGAAGACGACGAAAUGCUGUUACAGGAGAAGGAUCAAGAGGAAAAUGAAAAGACGAUAGCUGAACUUACAGAUAGACCUGGAGCGCCUAAUUUGACCAGAGUUGAGGAGCUAGAUGAGAACGGACAGUUUGAGAGUAUACCAGAUCUCAUGGCAGAAUCAGAACAAGAAAGUUCCCAACUGAUCUGAAAGCAGUAAAUAUAUUUUCUACUCAUUACUUGCUGAUCCUGAAGUGUAAUGUCUUAAUUUAUAUAUUUUAUAAACUGAACUGAUUUACAUACCUGUUGUUUCUCUUUCUGUGCUUUCUUGGUGUUUGUAUAGUCUGUUAAUCCUGGCAUGUGACACUUCCUUUUUGUACUUAAACCAUUGCAGCUAGCACAGCUGACUCUGAGCAAUAAAACUGCAAUUGAAAUGAAAGUCAUAAAUAUAUUUUCUACUUAUUGCCCAUUGAUUCUUGAAGUGUAUCAAGAUUAUUUUGGAGUAGAGGCUGCAGUAUGAUAAUUUGGAUCAAUACUAAAAGAAUGAAAGAUUAUUGAAAACAAUUUUUCCAAGAAUUUGAAUGGUUUCUGCUAGAAAGAGGGAAUGCUGUAUAGAUUAGAAGAUGGAGAGUUCUGCAUAUCAAACUAGAUGCAAAAAUCAAAUCAGAAGAUUUUCCAAUUUUUCUGGAAGAGAUAAAUUAAACUCUAUGUGACUCAGUAGACAGAUGUACUAAAAGGUCUUGUCUGCCUUAGAAAUCAUGAGGUGCUCUUUGUAACGCUAGAUGUUUGCUGUAGGCUUUAUAAUAACCUGAUAUUAGGAGAGCUGCAAGUGUCUGCAUAUCAGUUUUGAUUAGUCAAGUCUUAAAAUAAUCUUUCCUGCAUGUGUCUUGAAUUUGCAAAUCAAUAAAUUACAUCUGCGUUGUCUUUACUAAAUGCCAUUAUUAGUUCUCAAAGCUUUACUUAAAAAAUUUGAAGAAUAUUUAGCUUGAUCCAUAAAAAGAAAUUUUAUAAUCCUUAAAGAUUGCAUUAAUUUUUAUAAGAACAAAUUUCUGUAAUCACUGGUGUCUUGGUACAGGUUGUCAAGAAUGUUCAGUGUCUGUUCACUGUAAAUGGAAAAGACACCAGCAUUAAGAAAUCCUACGCUUCUUGGCUAAACUGUGCCCUUGCAUCUCAGUGCCUUCUAAUAAUUCAGGUUAGUUGGGCAGUUAACAUUAAGUCAUUGCCAAUACAGUGUAAUGAAAAUACUCUUCAUUACCAAUAUAGGGCAUAGUUGGAGCAUUCACUGCAUUCUUCAGUUUUUGGAUGAAAGAGAUUUGGGGGGUAAUUUCACUUUAAUUUUUUUAUAUUAUAGCUAGCUUUAAGGGUUUUGCUAUCUUUGGCAAACUGUUAAAAACAUCUAUAUACCCAAUAGGCAAAGGUCAAUCAUGUAACAAAUAUUUUUCUGCUCUGAAGAACUUGUUCUGUUCAUGUAGCUCAUACUAAUCAUAAUCCUGUCAAUUUUUUAAAAGGUAAACACUAUUGAUUUCUAGCAUAGUAAUAUCUGAUUUUUCCCUUAAAAAUAUCCUGUUGCCCUCUUUAUUGCCUAAUUGCUUUUUUGGACAGUGUUAAUUGGCAAGCCUUAUAUAAGCAUCUUUAAAAUAAAAAGAGGAAGGUGUCGCUUUCCAGGUAUAAAUAAUUAGAAAUGUUUGUGUAACUUUUUAAGUAAUGAAAAAUGGACCUACUUCUGUGACUGGGGGGUCAGGCUUUGCUAUCUGCAUUUAUUCUGAAUCAAUAUAGGUUUGCAAUUUCUAUGACAGUCAGGAACCUUUUCUGUGGAAGGAAUAUGCCCUUACAGUUGAUAUUCCAGUAAACAGAUUUUAAAAUAGUAUCAUUUUAAGACACGACAGUUCUAAUUACACCUAUUAACACUGCGUGCACAGCAGCUUCUUGUUCCAGUCUCAAAGGGAUGGAGUAACUGGAUAAAUAGAUGGAGUUUCUCCUUUGAGCCAGUAUGUAUAACUGAAUCUUGUUAUUUAGAUUAAAAUGUUCAAAAAUAAACUUAUGUCCAUUUAUAUUUUAUGUCCAGUCGUGUUGACUAUGAAAAUUUCAGCCUUCAUACAGCCUCCAUAUAUAAUCAGGAAAUAUGUUCAAGUUAUAAGACAGAAUUUUAAAUCAUGCUAGUAAGUAACUGUAAUUACUACUUCCAACAUGUGGCUUUUAUUUUCCAUUUUCUCCUAACAUUUUUAUCUUUCUUUGAUUUUUGUUAUAUGUAUGUCCACUAGAGUGCAUCCUAAAUAAACACACUGCUGGCUCUGUCAGUUAUAACCCA